AUGACGAAUUCAAACAAGGACCCGUAUGUUUCUAAGGCAACAAAGAAAGCACUCAUGGUAAAAAUCUUUAGUUCAACACCAAAUGCUUGGUUUAUGGAUAUCUUGGAAAACAUUCCGAGGUAUAGAGAAGAUGGACCACCAUACUGGCUAAUAUUUGUUGGUCAAAACACAAGAUACUGUGAAGCCAUACCAUUAUGGUCCAAAAAUAUUUUAGAUGUGAAAACUGCUUUGACAAUAUUCGUUGACAAAUACCAUCCAACAAAACUGACAUCUGACUAUGAAAGUUCUUUCAAAUCAGACGAUAUUAAAAACUAUCUGCGUUCAAAAAAUGUAAACC
Messenger RNA from Trichomonas vaginalis G3, 337 nucleotides. RefSeq lists its product as uncharacterized. Lineage: Eukaryota; Parabasalia; Trichomonadida; Trichomonadidae. Gene Ontology annotation, molecular function: nucleic acid binding. The annotation marks the transcript as partial. The record is from RefSeq and is a predicted model, not a curated record. The transcript has a single exon. Gene Ontology annotation, biological process: DNA integration.